Molecule: messenger RNA, 1635 nt
Organism: Alternaria conjuncta
Lineage: Eukaryota; Fungi; Ascomycota; Dothideomycetes; Pleosporales; Pleosporaceae
Exons: 1
Coding region: 1-1635 (544 amino acids)
Source: RefSeq, a predicted model, not a curated record
AUGCACUUCCCGUUUCCGAAGCCCAUUCACGGGCAGAUCGCACGAGUGUAUUCCCAAACCAGCAAUCAGACUGAAACCUCACUACUCUCCAUUCCGGCCGAACUUCGCAAUGAGAUCUACCAAUACAUCCUGGUAGAUGACGCGCCCGUUGUGAUCGUGGACAAAGCAAAUAACUCGGUCAUCAAGGCCAGCGGCUUCGCAGGUAACGCAGCCAUACUUCAGACUUGCCGCCAGAUAUACCACGAGGCAAUCGGCGUUCUCUAUGGUCAAAAUGUGUUCCGAUUCAACUACGGUAUACUCAUCGAUUGUUACGAUUUUCAUACGAUUAUCAUCAAUCCUGUAGAGACAUGUUAUAAGUGGACGCAACAUAUCGGAUCGAGCCUCUCAAAACUGCGUACCGUUGCCAUCAACUUGGCAACACCGAAUAUACCCGCCGAUGUUUCCGGUCAUUCUCCGUGGGAUGACUUUGACAGCUAUUCCAGCAAGGACAUGAAGAUCUUGCCUUUGCUCGACGUCUUCUGGAACGGAGUCGCAUGCAACCUGUCAGUUCGUUUUGAGAGUAGUGGAAAUCCCGUACGUCCCCACUUUGACGUCGAACUCCUCACCAAGGUUCUAUACGAGUUGGGAAAGAUGGACACACUCAAGUUGAAGAUCGCGCGCCGUUUGAUAUGGAGCGUCCGAGUGGCUUCAAACGGCAAAGAGGGCACCAUAUGCUUUUUAUCGACUAGUCGCAAGGUCGAUGUCAGACGACAGUUCCUACUGUCGGAGAAGACCCAGCAGUACGAACUUCCACCGAGCCAACCCGGAUUCCUCGAUCUACCUGUCAACAUCAUUAAGUUCAUUAAUAGAUUGGCGCCCAGCAACCAUGAGGUCACAUACAACUUCUACACAGGUGUUACGCAUCGCUACGGUUUCGGUAUGCUCGACGUCAACCUGGAAACCCGCGGGAUGGCCCUUGUGGACUUUCACCGCAACAGCCGUGUUAUUAUCAUCCUAGGCUCAGACACUUGUUUGUCUUCCGAGGCCAUGUUUAGCGGGCUUGAUCGCCGCGUUGCGCAAUAUUUCGAUCGCUUGACCGAUCGCUUGACCGAUCGCAGAAGGCUGCAGCACUGUACACCAGUUUCAGCGGCCCAGAUGUACAGGACUGCACCGACCAUCGUUUUGCAGUUCCAGACGGAUAAGCUGUUAAGUCAGGCGAAAGUUCGCAUCAACGCAAGGGAUCUGCUGCGGGCUACCUGCGUCUUCCCAGCCUAUACUACGAUCAUCGUUCGCGUAUGUGGCCUUGGUGAGACCCGGGACCAUACUACAAGAUUGGGCGAGAUCCGGAAGCAUGUCUUGGUUCUGAUGGAGCACUCACUGGGGAUCACACUGACGGUUCGCGAUCCUAUGGUAGAGAUUGAGCUCAACCAUGACUGUCUCCCCGUGCGGGUCACCUCCUGGAGCAAUCGAGGGUUCCUUCGUCUCGAUAAGACGGUGGAAAUAGUGGAUAUUGCUUGGGUACAAGAUAUGGUGAGGGCGAGGACGUGGAGACCGGAAAGGCACAUGAAUGGGUUCGUGAGAUACGGCAUGCCAGAAGGCUGGGAUAGCGAGACGCGUUACAGCCUUAUCAAGUGUCUCAAGAACCUUUGUUCGUGA